CGCUCGCCUCCCUACGCCCCGCCUCCACAGGCGCCUCCUCGCGGACCGUCCGGCGCGUCACGUGACGGGUCGGCAGCGCGGCGGUUGCCGUCAGCUGAUUCCCCAGGUUGGCGGCUGAGGCGCCCGCAGCGAUGGACUUUCUCCUGGGAAACCCGUUCAGCUCUCCGGUGGGCCAGCGCAUCGAGAAGGCGACAGAUGGCUCCCUGCAGAGCGAGGACUGGGCCCUCAACAUGGAGAUCUGUGACAUCAUCAACGAGACGGAGGAAGGUCCCAAAGAUGCCUUCCGAGCAGUGAAGAAGAGAAUCGUAGGAAACAAGAAUUUCCAUGAGGUGAUGCUGGCUCUCACGGUCUUAGAAACCUGCGUCAAGAACUGCGGGCAUCGCUUCCACUUGCUGGUGGCCAGCCAGGACUUUGUGGAGGGCGUGCUGGUGAGGACCAUCCUGCCCAAGAACAACCCCCCCACCAUCGUGCACGACAAGGUGCUCAACCUCAUCCAGUCCUGGGCUGACGCGUUCCGCAGCUCACCUGACUUGACAGGUGUGGUGGCCGUGUACGAGGACCUGCGGAGGAAGGGCCUGGAAUUCCCAAUGACCGACUUGGACAUGCUGUCACCCAUCCACACGCCCCAGAGGACCGUGUUCAGCUCUGAGGUACCAUCAGGGCAGAAUUCCGUGGGCACUGACGCCAGCCAUGGAGGAGACUCCACCCAGCACACCACCUCCCUGCCCAUCCCGGCCACGCUCCCCAGUGACACACCCAUCACACCCACCACUGAGCAGAUUGCGAAGCUGCGCAGUGAGCUCGAAAUGGUGAGUGGGAACGUGAGGGUGAUGUCGGAGAUGCUGACGGAGCUGGUGCCAACCCAGGCAGAGCCUGCGGACCUGGAGCUGCUACAGGAGCUCAACCGGACGUGCCGCGCCAUGCAGCAGCGGGUUCUGGAGCUUAUCCCCCGAAUCGCCAAUGAGCAGCUCACCGAGGAGUUGCUCAUCGUCAACGACAACCUCAACAACGUGUUCCUGCGCCACGAACGGUUUGAACGGUUCCGAACAGGCCAGACUGGCAAGGCCCCACGAGAGGCCGAGGCGGCGGCUGACCUGAUCGACAUGGGCCCUGACCAGGUGGCCACUGGCAGCCUCUCAUCCCAGCUGGCAGGAAUGAACCUCGGCUCCAGCAGCGUAAGGGCUGGCCUGCAGUCUCUGGAGGCCUCUGGCCAACUGGAAGGCGAGUUUGACAUGUUUGCACUGACCCGGGGCAGCUCUCUGGCUGACCAACGGAAAGAGGUGAAAUAUGAAGCCCCCCAAGCAAGAGAUGGUCUGGCGGGAGCCCUGGAUGCCCGACAGCAGAGCACUGGAGCGAUGGGAGGCAGCAGUGAGAAGAGCCUCAGUGCCUGGAUGAUGAGACAAGGCAUGAUCCCCGUCACCCAGGCCUGCCUCAUGGAGGACAUCGAGCAGUGGCUGUCCACUGACGUGGGGAAUGACGCGGAGGAGCCCAAGGGCGUCACCAGCGAAGAAUUUGACAAGUUCCUGGAAGAACGGGCCAAAGCCGCCGAUCGAUUGCCCAACCUCUCCAGCCCCUCAGCUGAGGGCCCCCCGGGUCCUGCUCGUGGCGCUGCCCCUCAAAAGAAGAGCCAGGAGAAAGAGGAGGACACGCUGUUUGCCUUAUGAGCAGGGGGCCUGGCGCCUGCAGCCCGAGCCCCUGCUGCUCUCAUUCCCCUUGGCCGGGGCUGCUUUCCCUCCUUCGGUGUUAAGGCUGCGUUGAGGAUGGCUUCUUACCCCUUCUCUCCUCCUCGACGAUGGGCUGACCCAGCCAUGCUGGGCCUCGCCACUUGGGCUGUGGAGGGGCAGCUGGAUGAAUUGGGGUAACAGGACAGGUUCCCGUUGGGAGCUGGGCCCCCUCUGCCUCCUCCUCUGCCCCAACCGACCACUACUUUGCUGAAAACCAGGAGGUCCUGUGACAGACAGGCUGGCUGCCGGGUCUCCCUGGUGUGACUCCUUGCCCUGGGUGAUCCCCUUCCUGGAUGCAACCCCGGAGGAGCCCACACUGCCAGUCGAGGCCUGGCUAGGGGCCGGAUAUGGCACAAGCUUUGUCACAGCCCCGGGUCUGUUCCCCAGCACCUGCUUGUGGGGCCCCCAGGUUUGGGUAGCUGCUGAAGGCGGGGUGUGUGGCCCUCUGCCAAGCUGCCUGCUGUCCAGGUACGAAACUGCACACGGUGCGGGGAGGCCUCACCAGCCCCAGGCUGCAGAGGGGAGGCUUCCGGGGCUGUCCGCAGCACCCCCAUGACCUCCACUGCCUUCCCUGCAUCCUCGCUCUGUCCCUCCCAAGCGAGGCUCCCCCCGGGCACUGGGCCCACCCACCUGUUGGCCGACCUUGUACUGGGAGAGGUGUCUUUUGUAACCCAAUUAAAGAUAGAAAAGCAUCCUGCUA
Messenger RNA from Nyctereutes procyonoides (raccoon dog), 2424 nucleotides. RefSeq names its product target of myb1 membrane trafficking protein (gene TOM1). Gene Ontology annotation, biological process: signal transduction. NCBI's taxonomy places the organism in Eukaryota, Metazoa, Chordata, Mammalia, Carnivora, Canidae. The transcript is spliced from 16 exons. The coding region runs from base 132 to 1664 and encodes 510 amino acids. Gene Ontology annotation, cellular component: membrane; endosome. The record is from RefSeq and is a predicted model, not a curated record. Gene Ontology annotation, molecular function: ubiquitin binding; phosphatidylinositol binding; clathrin binding.